AAUACUUUGUGUCAGUGUAAACAAUUAAAAUGUUGUAUGCAAAUUUUGGGGCAAGUGUUGUGGGUUCUAGUGAAUUUCGAAAGUCUUAUUUGCGAGAAUUGGGUUUCAAUCUGGCAUGGCAGAUUCCCUCAAAGACAUUUUCACUCAGCUCAUCAAGCGAUUCCGCAGAUUUCUAUCCGUCAAGGAUUCUAGAUCGUUUGGAGCAUUUGCGGGUCUUGCCUUUGCAGUAUUGUUUGCGUGGACACUAUUGAGAAAGUCUAGUUGCAAUCAGAGAAGACGGCUUAAGCCGCCAACUGGUGGACCAAGUAGUUCAAGUUCUAGAACUAAUAGAAGCUCAAAUGCUGCAGCAAUAGAAACAUCAACAACAACAACUGCAUGUAGCCCUUUGCCAAUUGAUUCAAGAGCACAACAUGUUUCUGAUAAUGUCUCUCAGCGCAUAACACCAAUGCCAAUGCUAGGGAAGAUAGUUAAGCAAAGGUUGAAUGGAGGGAGGAAGGUAACCUGUCAGCUACUUGGUGUGAUCCUAGAGGAAACUACCCGAGGAGCUCCAGGAAAAAGCAACUGUAAGAUCAUCUGUGCCAAGAGUGUUGCGCGAAAUCACAAAACGAUGCGAUCUUUAUCUCAUGGAGAGAGUUUUGGACGAUGAAAGUGAAGAAAAGGUCCUUCGUGUUUUAGAAGAUGCUGGACUAUUUACAUCCAGUGGCUUGGUGAAGGACAAGGUUCUCUUUUGUAGCACCGAAAAUGGACGGACAUCUUUUGUUAGGCAACUGGACCCUGAUUGGCAUAUCGACACAAAUCCAGAGAUCGUAACUCAAUUAGUGAGAUUUAUCAAAAACCAGCUUCACAUUUCGCCAACCAAAGCAGGGGGACUGGCCACAAACGUUUACAGUGCAACUUCCUUGGAGCAGUUCUUUGGAUGUGCUUAAAAAUGACAUCUUUAGAUGCAUCAUGUGAUUUGUUCUGUUUUUCUUAGGUUUUAAGGAUGCAUAUAUCAGUCUAAAGACCAAAGACCCAUGUACUUAGAGCAAGGUAAGUAACUCUUUCUGGUUUAAUGACUGCUCUAUGCAAUUCAAAACAUCUUGAACGUUGA
This is a messenger RNA of Cuscuta campestris, 1090 nucleotides long. Lineage: Eukaryota; Viridiplantae; Streptophyta; Magnoliopsida; Solanales; Convolvulaceae. The record is from the annotation of a GenBank genome assembly.